Torulaspora delbrueckii is the source of this 2805-nucleotide messenger RNA. RefSeq names its product Far11p (gene FAR11). Gene Ontology annotation, cellular component: cytosol. The record is from RefSeq and is a predicted model, not a curated record. The transcript has a single exon. Gene Ontology annotation, biological process: cytoskeleton organization. Bases 1 to 2805 code for a protein of 934 amino acids. NCBI's taxonomy places the organism in Eukaryota, Fungi, Ascomycota, Saccharomycetes, Saccharomycetales, Saccharomycetaceae.
AUGAUGACUGAGAAUGACCGGCCAGAACUGCCGAUUAGAUCGGCCUCUCUAGAUAAUCUGAGACCAAAAUCGAGUCUGAGGAAGAAACUGAAAUUUAUUGAUGAUACAUCCACAAAGGCUAAUGGCUCAGUUUCAGUUGGUUCGGGACUAAGCAGAUCUGCUGGUGAUGAGGGGAUCCACGAUUUAAACUAUAUGCUGCAUAAUAAAUUGAAGAUAGUGGACUCAGUGCUGAACGGACAAAGGACGAAGAGGAAGACAUCAGGGGAGCGUGAUCAAGAUAGCUUCAAAUCGCGGUCUGGAUUUGAAGGAAGGAUUAGCACAGUCGCAUUUGAUGAUGAUAAUGAAGAAUACCAGGAUAAUGAUGAGUUGAGCUUCGAUAACCGCCAAGGCAAUGAUGAGGAAGAGUUUGUGCUUGGUGAAAAUGUCGACGGGGAUGAAGACGAUGAAGAUUUUACGAAUGUUGACGAAAUCGACGGUCCAAUCUUGGCAAAGGCGAAGGAGAAGACUGAAAAUAGGCAAGAUGUAGAUUAUAAUCUUCCAGUCGAUGUGGAGUAUCAAAAAAGUUUGGACCAAAGGGCAGCGGAAAUUGAUAACUCCUCAAAUUUCAGACCUAUUUCCAAACCGAGAGUCGAGUGGUUGCUGAAUGAUUUUUAUAGUCUUUCAGAGGACUUGCCAGAAUGGUUCUGUGCUUCUGAUUACGCAUUAUUUCAACAAACCAGGAUCCAAUUCGACCAUAUUGUUACAGAUUUAGAAAGGUUUAUUAGCGAUGAUGCCUGGGCCUCCAAGGCAAUUUUGAAACUGGUAGCAAAUAUAUGGCAAUGUGAUGCGUCAGGCCUUUUGGCAUUGACGUAUGUUUCAAUGGGAACCUACGGUUUGACCCGUAAUUUUGAAUCUCACACACUAAAUAUUCAACGUAACAAUACGCUGAUGUGCUCUAGUCUGCCGGAAUUGAUCCAGGCGUUUAAAGAUAUCGCCAUAAAGUGUAGAGACGAUCAUAAUGAGCUGAAACAAAAGACGACGUUGUUGUUCUACUCUAGCACCAUAUUAUACUUCAUCGUCAACGUUUGCAUUGAUUCACGACAGGAAAGGCCAGACUUAGUACAAAGAGCUAUAAAAGUGAUUGAGGAAGCAAAAUUACUCCAAUUUUUGACUCGAUACAUUGAACACUGGCGAUGGAACAGCAGGCUUUCCAUGAGAAUCAGAAACAUAAUAAACUUAUUAUACAAACUAUUAGUCCUUCAGUUUGGUGAUAAGAAAUUGCAUAAAAGGACUAAAAAACGCAUUUGUCAAAUGCAUGAUAUAAAAGACACCAAUAAUGGCAACACCAAGAAGUGUACGAUUUCACCGCUGUAUUAUCAAGCAUUUCGAGAGGAUAUCACCGCGCGAUUUCCUAAUUAUAUUACCCCCAAGGCUGGAUUACCGGCUGAUGUUGAUAAUUCGAACUCUUUAUCUCAGUUUUUGGAGAUUCCGAGAUCGAAAGUUAGGAAUCCUGUAAACCUUUCUUUGGCGGUUCCAGAACAGAAUUUGGCUACGCCGGCACCUUCCCCACCUAGUUCACCUAGCAUUAUUCAUUUGGGUCAAAGUUUGAAGCCUAAGAAAUCGUUUCAAACCAAUAUGGCGUAUCCUUGUCUGUAUCCAUCAGACGACGAAGAUGGCGAUGACGAUUUCAAUGAAAGAUUUGGCCCAGAACAAGCUAGUCAAGAAGCAGCAGUCCCGUAUAGCAUACAAGAGGCGUCAAAGAUCUUGUCUGAGAAUGUGGAGAUCAAACUAGGCGUCAAACAACUAUGGCAUGAACGAAAAUUAUUCAUGAUGACGGAGCGUGGCUGGAAAGUGGAUCAUUCCAAGGAUCCCUACAAUUACUCCCAAAUGGCCAAUAGCGAGGGCGAACAAGCAAUUGAAAUUAUGAGAAGGAUAGAAACAUAUUACGAAGACUGUUUCUCGAGUUUUAACUCCCUGGUCUUUGUGCUUCUCCAAACAAUGGAAUCCAAUUUGACAAAUGUGGACUUCCGCACGGCAGAUAUGGCUGAGAAAGGUGAGAUGAGUUCUCUGGCGCCUCGUCUUGAGAUAACAAGAGCAAAAGAACUGUCGAUGAAAUCAUCAGCUGGGAUAAUUUAUCUACUACUGAGAUGGUUCAAACUAAACCACGUUCUAAAGUUCGAACAUUUUGCCGUGUUACUCAACGACUCGCGUUAUGUCCACAUUUGCACCACCAUCCUUUCCAAAUAUGCAGAUAAUUACGCCGACAAGAUAUACAACAGAAUGAUGUCCACCAAUUACAGUCUAUGGCAGCACUGCUCGACUUUCAACACCGCCUACCAGGCCUCCUACACCAAGGAUGCUAGCGAGUACAACAAGAUAAUGCUAUCGUCUUUUGCCUAUAUGCUUAAAAUCUUGAGAAAAACUAUAGGCAACAAGACCGAACGUCUGAAGGAACUACCUCUGUCAGUUGGGCUUUUGUUCAAGAAAUUCUACCGCGUCUUUAACCUGGAUAUAUACCAUCCAAUAUUGCGUAUUAUCAAAGAGCUAACACCUUUCAAGAAUAAGAGAUGGAAGUCUGAGCACAUGGAAUUGAUCUCAGGUGUGUUUCUCUACGAACGCCUCGAGCUGAUCGACAACUGGGUCACUGGAAAAGACGUAUCGGGGGAACUCUCUGAUGCCUGCGGUCAAGAGAUAGCCCUCCGUGCUUUGUUGCAGUUCUACAAUUUUUUGCAUUAUGAAAAGGCUAUGGAGGAUCUUGGCUACAGUGAACGCACAAACUCUAACCAGUCUCUACUCAACAAGGAAGCUGAAUAUCUAGGUAUGUGA